Molecule: messenger RNA, 1996 nt
Organism: Pneumocystis murina B123
Lineage: Eukaryota; Fungi; Ascomycota; Pneumocystomycetes; Pneumocystales; Pneumocystaceae
Exons: 3
Coding region: 38-1930 (630 amino acids)
Source: RefSeq, a predicted model, not a curated record
UUUAAUUUGUGACGAAAUGAUUGCGAUUUAAUGUUAAAUGGUGAAUUUUAAAAUAUAUCGUUUAUGCUUCUGUGGUUUUAAUCUGAAAUCUAUAUCUGGGCAGAAAACAUAUUCUACAUUAAGAGAAAAACCUAGGAUAAAUCACUCUAAAAUGGCAUAUUUUCUAGAUCCAGUAAAUCAUUUUCAAGAUAUUGCAGAUGAUCAUAAAUAUGAAACUAAUAUUUCUUCACCUAAAAUAUCAGAAUUUCGUCAAUCUUUUACUAAAUUAAGGAAUCAACAUAAAGAAUCAAAAGGAAAUAAAGAUAAUAAAAAUACUAAUUCAUCUGAAUAUGAUAAUUUAUCAAUGAGAAUGAAUUGGUCUGAUGAUUGGAAUCUGUCUAUGACUAAGAAAAACUCUAUAAAUAUGGAUUUAUAUGAAAAUUAUGAUAUUAAAAAGAAAAAAGAAAGACCUCAUACAUAUAGUGUUUCGGAUCAUAUAUCUCAGAUGUCUACAUGGCAAAAUAGUCUUAUUUCUGAAUUUGGUAUGCUUCCUACAUUGCCAUGUAUUUCCUAUUUUUCGGUUGUGGAUAGUUCUGAUGAUGAAUGUUCUGAUAUAUCAUGUGAUGAAUCUAUUAUGUCUACUUGUAAUUUGCAUUCAACUUUUAAUGAUAAUAUGUCGCAUAUUAUGUUUUCGGAUAUGAAUACUACGGAUGUUCUUUUAAGGAUACCUUUAUUUAAUAGUAUUGGAUUUCCUGAGAUUAUGAGUUCCAUAUUAUCUAAUAGUUCGGAAUAUUUUAAAACAGCGGCUCCAUUGCGAUAUAAUGACAUUAAAUCUUCUAAAACUGCGAUUUCAUCAAAAUAUAAUUCUUUUGAAACCAUAACUUCUAAAAAACGUUUUAAAUUUAAAUUUCCUAAGAUCAAACACUCUCAAAAAUAUAAUGAAGAUGAUUUUACGGAAAUUAUAGUUCCUGAAAAACAUAAUAAUAUGGAUUCGCCUAAAAUUAAAAUCGUUUCUAGAUUUCCUGAUGAUAAUAUAAAAUCGAAUCAUACCAUAAAUCCAGAUUCCAAUAUAAAACUGGACAUUAUAUCUGCAAAGAAAAAGAAGUUGAAACAGAAUAUUUCUUCUGUAUCUAAUAUUAAGCAAGAUAAUAUUGUUAAAAAUAAGAAUUUUUUCAAGAAGUUUAUUUUAAAAACUCCACUCAAAAAGACAAAAGUUUUUAAAAACAAAGCAACUCAAACAUAUAUUUCAGUAUUUAAUGAUGUUUUAUUUAAAGAAUCUCGAGCAUCAACAAAAGGACUUUUAUAUUCACAAGAUAUUUUUCAAGGCAAUAAUUAUAAUUUAAAUAAAAAUAUGGGCAUUUAUUAUGAACAUAAAGAUAUUUAUUCAAAUACAAAGGCUGCUUUUUCGCCCUCAGAUAGUUCAUCUUUAACACCGAAAUACGUUUUAAGUAGAUCAGGUAAACUUAAAAAAACACCUCUUAGCAGGAAUAUUACAUCGGAUGCAGAUAUAUCUGAGUAUUAUGAAUCAUCUAAACAAUCAAAGUGUUAUUGUACGUGUACAUGUUUAUGUGGUGCAUGUUGUACUUUUUCAGGAACUAAACAUGUUCUUAAAAGACCUUCUAGUGUUGUUUUUGUAGAAAUUGCUGCUUCAAGGAGAGCUGAUAGUUCUGAUACAAUUGAUUUUAAUGGAGAUUUCGAUGACAAAACUGCACCAAAUACCAAUUUAACUCAUAUUUCUAAUAACUUGUCUAUAAAUCAAAAAGAACUAGAAUUUAAUGCAUUAACUCUCAAAUUGACUCAUAAUGACGAUUUAAAAUUAGAUUCUAAACUUAAUAAUCAUUACUUUGAACAUCAACUCGAUAAGAAUGAUUGUCAUAGUGAUUCUGAAUUUAUAUCAAAUAGUAUUAUCGAUAGCUAUGAUAUCUUAUCUCCAAAACUAAAUAAUAAUUGACGAUAAUUUUGAUAAUAUGAUUAAUAACACUUCUCAAUACCACUAUUUUUACACGGAAAUUAAACG